Molecule: messenger RNA, 1269 nt
Organism: Mesorhabditis spiculigera
Lineage: Eukaryota; Metazoa; Nematoda; Chromadorea; Rhabditida; Rhabditidae
Source: the annotation of a GenBank genome assembly
AUGGAGAAAGAGGGCCGGUCGGUGAAGAUGGCGAACCGGGAAGGAAUGGGACCGAUGGAGGUGUGGGACCACAGGGACUCCCAGGAAACAACGGUGUCCAAGGAAUCAAAGGAUUGGUUGGCAAACCUGGUGAUCAGGGGCCUCGUGGUGACCAAGGCGCGAUUGGCCCUCCUGGACCCUUCGGGGGCCCCGGCCCCAGGGGCGAACCUGGGCCCCAAGGCGCUCCUGGACCAUGGGGCAAGCAAGGGGCUCGAGGAAUCGCUGGUGAAGAAAAAGGACCACCUGGAGGACCGGGGCCUGAUGCCGGAUAUUGCCCUUGUCCGCGUCGAUCACCGGGUAGCCGCGAUGUCCCUGUCGCGCCUCGUUCCAAGCAAGGGUGCCCAGCGCCUCCUACUCGUCCCAGUGCAGAGCCGCGGAGCUGCCCAUGCUGCUCCCGCCACUGCAGUGAAGGCCGAGGAUGAGGAGCCCGGUUUUUUCCAGAAGGUCUCCCUCCGCUUCAGGGGUGUCCCCCUGAAGGGCGAAUCCCAGCGACCGAAAUCCAUGUUCGACGACAUCGGCAAGGAGUGGUCCGCCCCCGAGCCGCUGCCGGAGGUCCCCAAAGACUUCAAGGAAUACCCCGAGCGUGACCUGGUCAACUACCCGUAUCCAGCUCGCCCGAUGUACCCACCGAAGACCCGUCUUUUGAUGGUUCCCGAUUCGUGGUGCACGCCUCUUCAGAAGAUCACCGGAACCUCAGGACCGUACCUCUUCUUCGGAGGUCUCUUCGCCUUCCUCGUCAACAAGGAAUUGUGGGUGUAUGAGGAGCAGGGACACAUGACUGCCGGCUGGAUCCUCUUCUACCUCCUCAUUUCGAAGAGCGUUGGCUUCCGUCUUGACAAGUACUUGUAUGGCGAGUACCAGAACAGGAUGAACUACUUCAAAGGACUCAUCCAGGAAGACCUCAAGGACGCCACCGAGUUCAGAAAGACUUCCGCAUUGGAGACUGACUCGUUGAGCACCGUCAAGGACUCUUUCCCCACCAUCAUGAAAGAGAACAUGGAGCUCCAGCUCGAGGCCACCUACAGGAAGAACGUUUCCACGAUUUCCACCGAGCUCCAGCGCCGUUUGAACUACCUUAAGGAUACCGAAGAUGCCAAGUCUCGCUUCGAGAGGGACCUCAUGCUCAAGUGGAUUGUUAAUGGCGUGGAACAACAAGCGAAAGACCCGAAGUUCAAGGAUCAAUUCCUUUCCAACUCUAUCCAGCAGCUCAAGGGUCUCAAAGUCAACCUC